UCAUAAGACACGAAAUAAAGACAAAUAGGAUAAAUGAGUCCCAUUUUGUUAUCAUGAGCCUUCUGACAUCUUCAAGCCUGUUGCGACAGCUCUCCUCGGACAACUACCUUGUGGUGCGUACGAUCUCUUCCCCUCUCUACACCUGUGAGUAAGAAGGGGUCUCGUCGUUACUUCCUAAGGUCUGUGAAUUAAGUAAUUCCUUACUAACACGUUAUUAGAAAUUUCCGCCUCUUAAGUGAAAGCCGUACUCGCUUCCACCUCUUUAAGAAUAUUCUUUCCUUACAUGAAAGUCGUUCUCGCUUUCAUCCUUAAAACCUUAUUCCAACGCAACCAAUAGAAGAACUUUACUCCUAUCCUUAUCUUAUAGAAGUUAUUUACUUCUAUCCUUAACACAAACACACAUCACUAGGGAAUCAUCACGUUACGUCUCGCUGUCCGGUGUCCCUACCUUCGUAUGCCAACCGCGUUACGUCUCGCCUUCCGGUUGCAUACCCAACUCGGCAAUGGUCUGCGUUACGUGUCGCCAUCCAGUACCAUGUCCGAUCAAUUACUGCGUUACGUCUCGCCGUCCAGUAGUGACCCAGUAUCCUCGAUCAAUUGUUGCAUUACAUAUCGUCAUCCAGCAGUGAUCCUACUAUCUACUGCGUCCAGUAGUGGCCCAACGCCCAGGGGUUCAUCUUACGUACAAAUAUACAUCACAAACAUAGUACAACGCGUGCCUCCACCUUAAGUAGGCGGUGGGAUGCCACACACACAUAUUCGCUCAAACUCAUGAAGUAGCUAGUAUAACUUGAAAUUAAUGAUAAACUAAGAGACCUCGAUGGGGAUUUUACCCCAUUCACACUCAUCUCUUAAGUGUUGAUACUUUACUUCUUUUGACGUGGAGUUCCUUAACUCGAUCGCCUCGUUAAUCCUAUAAAUCGAGAUUAAUUUUCCUUAAUCAGCAUUUCAAAAAAUUUUCCAUCCUCCUAGCUUAGUCACAAUAUUCUUUAAAAAGGUCUUAAACUCUUUCAAAUGACCUUUCCUCAAACUAAAAUAUUACCAAACAAUUUUAGGGCUUAACUCAUCUUAACUAAUUAGAUAACCCUAUUCAUAAAUCUCAUAAAAAUUCACAUAAAUUUUCCAAACAUAAACCAAAAUAACUAACUAUAAUUUACACAAUAAUUAGCCCCCUUUUCCUCAUUCAAUUUAACAUAACCAAUUUUUCAUCCUAUGCUACACAAGUCUAAAAUUCUAGUUCUCAAUUUUCUUACCUAAAUGCAAUAUUCUAGUCUAGCACAAUAUUAACAAAUUACUAAAAGAUAUACAUACAGUAAUUAAAUCAAUUAAAACAAAUAUAAUAUUAAUUUUAGUAAUUAUCAAAUCAUUUAUAAAAAUCACCAGAUAAUUUAUGAAUGAAGAUAUAUUAAUUUUAUUUCGUUAACAAUUAUUUUAACUAACAAGAUCUCUCGUAUACUAUUUUAUUUACAUAAAAACGUCUUUAUACCUAUUUUUAAAUUUAGAAAUAAAUUUCCAAAAAUUCUAUAAUUUAUAUCCAUACAUUCAAAAAAUAUUCUAUUAUUUAUAAAAUUAGUAAAUCAUGAAAAUACAAAUAAUAAUAACAAUAUUGAGAAAAUACUAUUUCCGACCCAUUGUUAACUUCUAAAAAUAUUAGGGACUAAGCUGCUCGCACUGAAAAUAUGGGGACCAACAAGUACAAUUUUACACAUACUGAAAUGAAAUUACUGUCCAGGUUCAUAUAUUUUUCGAAUAGACAGAUUUGGUACCUGAACUAUUCAAUUUAGGUCCCAAGCUUUCGAGGCUAGUAUCUUACUCGUUUGACGUCGAAAUUCGAUUCCGUCAAAACCGGGGUGCUCCUGAGAUGGUAGCAAGGUUUUGAAUUUUUAUUGAGGUCGAGUACGUCGGAUUCGCCGUCGAAGCUACCUUCACCACAUGGUUCGUCGGGUUAGUCGAGGCCUAAAAUGAGCUUAAGAAUCGACGAGACGGAGAACCUUACCCCUCAAUGUCAGGAGAAGACGAUGUGGUCAAGGGUCUCUAUGCUAACCUGAUCUGCCUUCCUGUCGUGGGCGUUCCGCGUGGAAGAAGGUCACGACGCCGCCUGCUGCUCCCGCAUCAGUGGUUGGCUUUCGAUGAGUAGGGAGGUCGAGUUUCUAUCCAGGGAAAGAGGAGGUAGAUGUUAAUGACGAGGAGUGGAAUGGCGAUGCUGCUACGGUUACGUGGGCAAUAAAAGAAAGGAAGAAUGAUGGUAACGAAAGGGAACUAGAGAGGCCGAGGGAGAGCUGGAAUGGGGUAACGUAGGUGAGAGGGGUUUAAUGGGAGGUGAGUUUUGUGGUCCUUUGUUUAUUUAGUUUGUUUAAUAUAAUAUUUUUUGUAACAUGGGGAUGAUGAUAAUAAUAAAGAUAUUAUUAUUUAUAUUAUAAUUAAAUCAUGGUUGCACCCAUUCGUAUGGAACAGUUGAUUCAAAGGUUCUUUCCUGAUGGUCGAACCCGAAUAGAAAUAUCGGGGGUGU
This is a messenger RNA of Linum trigynum, 2509 nucleotides long. NCBI's taxonomy places the organism in Eukaryota, Viridiplantae, Streptophyta, Magnoliopsida, Malpighiales, Linaceae. The record is from the annotation of a GenBank genome assembly.